UCCAGACCUCAACUAAGCAAUCAACCAAGCAACACCAGUCCAACUCACCUCAACCCCACCAACUCCGCCUCUUCUCUACCUACGCACCGACUCGUCAUCUCCACCAGUCUCCCCAAAUCGCAUCUCGACCAGAUCCCAGCCCCGUGGCCCGCCCUCGCAAGCAUGGAUCCUUACGACGUCGAAGGCAGCGGUAUCCACGUGCGCUUCCUGGAGGCGAAUCCCACACGUGCCAAGUUCAUCAUCCAGAACUUCAAUCUUGAAUCCGCAAACUCGCUGCGGCGCUACAUGCUUGCCGAGAUCCCCACCGUAGCCAUCGACAUCGUAGAGGUCCUCGACAACACCUCCGUGCUUGCCGAUGAGUUCGUUUGCCACCGUCUGGGUCUCAUCCCCCUCAACAGCCGCGGCGUGGAUGAGUUGAUCUACUCGCGCGAUUGUGACUGCGAAAACUACUGCGACAUGUGCUCCGUGACUCUCGAGCUCAAUGCGAAGUGCGAAGGUGACGAGAUCAUGAAGGUCUAUGCGCGUGAUCUGGUUCUUGCCUCAAAUCCACCAAACGACCAAAUCGGCCAGCCCGUCAUCACAGACGAGGAUAGACAAGGCAGCUGCAUCGUUAAGCUGAGGCGGGGACAAGCGAUCCACAUGCGUUGCAUCGCAAAGAAGGGCAUUGCAAAGGAGCACGCAAAGUGGGCGCCCAGCGCAGCCAUUGGAUUCGAGUAUGAUCCCGCCAACAAACUGCAUCACCUCGACCUCUGGUACGAAGGUGAUGAUCCGAAGCAGGAAUGGCCCGUUGACGAAGAGCGCGUGAACCUGGACGGAGGCCACCCGGCCGAAGACGAGCCCUUUGACUACGAUGCCGUCCCCCAACGUUUCUUUAUGGACGUGGAAACCGUUGGUGGUCUCGAUCCCGACCAAAUCGUGAACCGAGGCAUCAAGGGCCUGCAACAGAAACUCGCCGAAGUGAUUCACGAACUUGAUGGUGGUGACAACGCAAACGGCGACUUCGGUGGUGCGCAGAGUCCGACACUCAACGGAGGCGGUUUCGGCGGAAACGAUGCUGGAUACACAACACCGGGCUAUGGCGGCGGCGGAAGCGUAUGGGGGCCAGGAGGAACAGCUGGCGGGACCACGCCAUACGGAGCGACUCCGUAUGGUGGCAGCGCAUGGUAG
Molecule: messenger RNA, 1167 nt
Organism: Periconia digitata
Lineage: Eukaryota; Fungi; Ascomycota; Dothideomycetes; Pleosporales; Periconiaceae
Source: the annotation of a GenBank genome assembly